Messenger RNA from Notolabrus celidotus (New Zealand spotty), 2877 nucleotides. RefSeq names its product serine/threonine-protein kinase H1-like. Bases 423 to 1622 code for a protein of 399 amino acids. Gene Ontology annotation, biological process: protein phosphorylation. The record is from RefSeq and is a predicted model, not a curated record. NCBI's taxonomy places the organism in Eukaryota, Metazoa, Chordata, Actinopteri, Labriformes, Labridae. Gene Ontology annotation, molecular function: ATP binding; protein kinase activity. The transcript is spliced from 4 exons.
UGGCACACCUCCUCAUGAGCCAAUGGCAGGCUGCAGCUCUGUUUGGCAGUUCCUGGUUUUGGAUGUGAAACUCAGGCAUUGCAGUGGAUGACAGUUCACGCCUUCACACUGUUACUGUAAUGGUAAUUGUGACUGUAAGACGUGACAAUGACUUCAAGAAGUUUCAGUUUACCUGAGACUUGUAUCACUCAAGUGAGUGAGACCGCGAGUUCACACACCUGCCAACCUCCCACCUGUUGGGUGAGUUGGAUCUCCUGCUUCUGUUUACCCACCUCCCUUCACACUGACGUGCACCUGUAUGCAGCAGCGGAGAGGAGAGGAGCUGCUGCCAUGGACGGCUCGUCUGCGUAUUCCCAAGGUGCAUUCAGAAGAGGUUGGUUUAUUUUGUUCCCUCUGUGCUGAUGGCUUGUUGCAUUUGAGUGAUGGGCUGUGGGACCAGUAAGGGGCUGCCUGAGGCCUCCAAGAAGGGCUAUAUCAGCGUGGUGCAGUCACUUGUUGCUUUCAGUAAAGCUAAAGAUGAAGAUGAUGGGCUGAAGAAGAAGGCAAGAGGUCCAUGGUUUUCUACAGGCGUUAAAAAUCCUCAGACAGUGCCAAACAGCCAGCAAGAGCCGCUCAGAGAUGGACGCCAGAGGGACAGAGUCGCCAAGUAUAAGGACACAUUUGAUCCACGAGUGACAGCAAGGUACAACAUCAAAGCUCUGAUCGGUCGAGGAAGCUUCAGCCGCGUGGUGCGCGUGGAGCAUAGGGCCACUCGCCAGCCCUUCGCCAUAAAAAUGAUGGAGGUGGAGCUCCCAGAGGGCCGUGAGGUGUGCGCCUCAGAGCUGGCGGUGCUGCAGAGAGUGAGCCAUUUGAAUGUGAUUCAGCUGAUCGAGGUGUUCCAGUCGCCGCAGAGGGUCUACAUGGUGCUGGAGCUCGCUACGGGAGGGGAGCUGUUGGAGCGUGUGGUCAGCAGGGGCCACUUCACAGAGAGGGAUGCCACACAGGCGCUGCAGAUGGUGCUGGCCGGGGUGGGAUACCUGCACAACCUCGGAAUCACUCACAGAGACUUGAAGCCAGAAAAUCUUCUGUACUAUCAUCCUGGGGCCGACUCCAGGCUGCUGGUGACUGACUUUGGACUUGCAACUUCUGGUGGCACAGACAAAGGCUUUCUGGGAGGAGACACAGAAACAGACAACACUUGGUCCCUCAGAACCACCUGUGGAACUCCUGAGUACAUGGCCCCUGAGGUUUUGCUGAGGAAACCCUAUACCUGUGCCGUGGACCUGUGGGCCCUGGGAGUGAUUACAUACAUCAUGCUAAGUGGAUCCAUGCCGUUUGAAGAUGACAAUCGCACACGGCUCUACAGAUCCAUCGUGAGAGGGAAAUACAGCUUUCAUGGAGACCCUUGGCCUUCAGUGUCCAACCUAGCUAAGGACUUCAUCCAGCGCCUGUUGCAAGUCGACUCUGCCACCCGUCUGACGGCAGACCAAGCCAUCAAUCACACAUGGGUGGCCAACAUGGCAGCCAGCUCCUCCAUGAGAAACCUCCAUCGAUCUAUUUCCAGGAACCUGAGGCAGAGGAUGUCCCGCAGCUCCUCGCGGUGCCCGAGCAGCACCACUACCUUCGGUGGUUCUAACAAGUAACUGGAGAAAAAACAAAGAGCUUCAGCCAGGCAGGGCAUCUGGACUGACUCAGCCUUACAGAGCCAGCCAGAGGGCUCCAGGAGCAUCAUCGCCAUCCAGCUGAAGCACCGGCAUCAUGAGAGGACUAAUGAGGGGAUCCAGCUGCCCCUGGCUUAAAGCGUGUGUUACAGCCACAAAAGCCAAAGUGUCUGGGACAGGUGUUGUGACAAAAAAAAUGCUUCCUCUCUUCUCUGGACUUCAGUCAGGAUCUCUCCCCGAGGCUGAGCUCCAUCCUUCAUUAGCUUUUCGUGGUUGGGUUAAGCUGUUAGUGAAUAUCGCUCAGUUUUAGAGUCCAGGAGUACAUUGAGAUAAAGCUGUCCACCUCCACAAGGCCCCUGGUUAUUCACACAGCUCACACUAAUGGGUUCAAGGUCUCAUCUACAUCAUUAUGAGUCACCACAUUACCUGCUUGGGAGAGGUUUCUUCCAGAAAUGAGAAAUGGGAGCGAACUUUGGAAACAGAAGAAAUGAAAGUUGAGGAAAGACUCUGAACUUUUUUCUUUCUUUUUAAACAGAUUUUGUACUCCUCACCGCUAAACAGAAAGACAAUUCUCAUUUGUUAACAUCUGGAGGCAGGGAGAAAAAGAGCUGUAAUCUUUUCUUUUGUUGUCAGUCCUCCUACACAGCGGCACCCACAAGUCCUGUGCAACCAGUGAAAGCACAAUCCAGAUAUGUGGUGACAGGCCUCUAUCAAGUUACAAUGAAACAGUGGGUUUAAGGAGCCCCCGACUCUCCCCCAAUCAUUAUGUAAGCUGUUGCAAAAUAACCCUUUUUUUUCAGAGAGGAGUUUAAAGUUUAAAUGGUUUGACUGGAGGGGAAUAAAGUUCUGUAAGUGUAUCUAUGUAAAAUACGGUGGAAGCAUCAGUUUUAGGGAAAGAAAACAUCUCAUGGGAAAAGACCUAGAAAAGGGUGUUUUGUCGAAGAAAAUACUACAUUUCUUUCUGCCCUGUAGGGAUCACAUUUGAUGUUUGUGCGAUCCAGUAUAUGAAAGAAGAAGGCAUGAAGAUAUAUAUAUUUUAAAGUGACAUGAAACAAAGUGUUUUCCUUUAAAAACUCCUUCUUCAACGACUUUAAGAAUCAGAUUGUCACCAGUUUUUGUGCUCUUCUUUUUAUUUUUCUCCUCCUAUAAAUAAGUUAUUUGACAUCAUCAUCCAUUUCAUUUAAUGAGUCGACCAAAUCUGUUAUGAGUCAGCUUGUUCUUUUAAAUAAAUUCAUUA